CCGCGCAUGCGCACUCACAGCAACAAGACAGCUGAUAACUCAUCUAUUAUGCUACUUCGCUAAAUAAAAAACCUUCCAGAAAACUACCCGACGAUCACCGCUGGACAAACUUGAGGACAAAAAAAAUAAAAAAGUGGACGGUCUGGCUGAGGUCUUGAGAUGGGAUGUUGCCUCCCCACUGGGAAUAAGGAGGAAGCACUUCGGCAGGACUGAGAUCCCUACCACCCAUCUAGACAGAAAGUUGUCGUGUGCUGCGGUCCCUCCCCCCAGGAGACGACGCCGUUCGACUGUUGUCCAGCAUGUCGGACGCCCCGGAGACCGCCCCCCCUACACCCCCGACACUCUCCAACCCCCCUCCCCCUGAAGUCACGAACCCUACCAAGCCGGGCAGGAAAACCAACCAGCUGCAGUACAUGCAGAACGUUGUGGUGAAGACUUUGUGGAAGCAUCAGUUUGCCUGGCCCUUCUACCAUCCUGUGGACGCCAUCAAACUCUGCUUGGCCGACUACCAUAAGGUGAUCAAGAACCCCAUGGACAUGGGCACCAUCAAGAAACGCCUAGAGAGCAACUACUACUGGAGUGCAAGUGAGGCCAUGCAGGACUUCAACACCAUGUUCACCAACUGUUAUAUCUACAACAAGCCAACAGACGACAUUGUGCUGAUGGCUCAGGCCCUGGAGAAGAUCUUCCUGCAGAAAGUGGCCCAGAUGCCUCAGGAGGAGGUGGCUCUGCUGCCCCCCGCACCUAAAGGAAAAACCAAGAGUAAACCCCCUCUUCCUGCCACUACAGUGAGCCAGGCUCAGGCGGAGUCCUCAGCCUCCCCUCCAACCUCCUACCCCUCCCCCUCGCCCUCCCAGACGCCAGUCAUCUCACCCACGCCCACGCCCACCCCCACCCCCACGCCCACGCCCACGCCCACGCCCACGCCCACUCCCACUCCCACUCCAGUCCAGACCAUGCCCCCGGUCUCCGUGUCUACGCCACAGCCCACGGCAACCAUCAUGCCUUCUGCUCAGCCAGUCGUCAAGAAGAAGGGCGUGAAGAGGAAAGCGGACACCACCACCCCGACUACCUCGGCCAUCUCGGCAGGGCGGGCCGACUCCCCCCCGGCCCAGGACGGCGGCAAGCAGGCCAAGAUGGUGUCGGCCCGCCGGGACACUGCCACCCGGCCCCCCAAGGCCAAGAAGGAGGGGAGUGGUGGGGAGGAGGCGAGCGAGGCGGGCCCCGCCGGCACGCCGAGCCGGAAGGGGGGGAAGCUCGGGGAGCAGAUGAAGCACUGUGACAGCAUCCUGAAGGAGAUGCUGUCCAAGAAGCACGCCGCCUACGCAUGGCCCUUCUACAAGCCCGUCGACGCCGAGGCCCUGGAGCUACACGACUACCACGACAUCAUCAAGCAUCCCAUGGACCUCAGCAGUGCUCGGAAAAAGAUGGAUAACCGAGAGUACAGCGACCCCCAGAGCUUUGCCACGGACGUCAGGUUAAUGUUCUCUAACUGUUACAAGUACAACCCCCCGGACCAUGAGGUGGUUGCCAUGGCGAGGAAACUGCAGGAUGUGUUUGAGAUGCGCUUUGCCAAGAUGCCAGACGAGAGUUCGGAGGCAGCGGUGCCGUCCACCACCCCAGUGGUCAGUAAAAGCACCGCCUCCUCUGACAGCAGCAACAACUCCUCCUCCGACGAAUCAUCUGACUCUGAGGAAGAACGGGCCACACGAUUGGCUGAGCUGCAAGAGCAGUUAAAGGCAGUCCACGAGCAGCUCGCCGUCCUGUCCCAAGCUCCCGUCAGCAAACCAAAGAAGAAGAAAGAGAAGAAGGACAAAGACAAGAAGAAAGAGAAGGAUAAGGUGAACAAGGGAAAGCCAGAAGAGGAGAAGAAACCCAAGGCCGCCGCCCAGCAGGCCAAACCAGCCAAUCAGAAGAAAGCUCCGACCAGGAAAGCCAACAGCACGGUGACUGCCACCAGGCAACCCAAGAAGGGGUCCAAGGCGGGCGGCCCAGCCAAUGGAGAGGAGGGGGAGGAGCCAUCGCUGCCCAUGUCCUACGACGAGAAGCGACAGCUGAGCUUGGACAUCAACCGUCUUCCUGGGGAGAAGCUGGGCCGCGUGGUGCACAUCAUCCAGUCCAGAGAGCCCUCGCUGCGGGACUCAAACCCCGACGAGAUCGAGAUCGACUUCGAGACGCUCAAGCCGUCGACGCUCCGAGAGCUGGAGCGCUACGUCAAGUCCUGUCUGCAGCGCAAGCAGAAGAAGCUACUGCAGAAGGCAGCUGGGGGCGGGGCAUCGGGGGGCGGGGCUAGCCGUUUGAGUGGCAGCUCCUCUUCGUCCUCGGAUGACAGCUCCUCGACAGGCACCUCCUCUUCCUCAGACUCUGACUGAAAGCACACACAAAUCAAACACACACACACACACCCACACGUGCAUUCUAAUGCUAAGUUUUAUACUGUAAAAAGACCACACACAUACAGAAAUACAUAUAUAUAUAUUAACACGCACACACAGACACAUGCAGAUAUGCAGACACACAAAUACAUAUGUGGCCAGAUUGGGAGACUGUGUAAAUAGGCUGAGCUGUUUUUAGUUCCUAGUGUCUUUUAUUGAAACCUAGACAGACAGACAGACGGACACACCCGACCAGACGUGCAGGACAGAGCGAGAAAGACGGACAUAGAGGAAGGAGCUCUCCUCGAUGCGACAUGACCUACCGACCUGUUGACUGACUGUCUGACUGAGGGAAAGGGGGGGUGGGGGUGGUGGUCUUUCCUUUUUGUUAUUUUUUCUUCCCAUCAUGAAUUGCCCUUCGAGGAACACUGAACCUUGUUGCUGUGGAAACCAAGAUUUUUUUUUUCUUCCUCUCUCCUACUGGGAUGGCCUGCCCAGACCUCUGAAAACAUUCCAGAGCCAGCAGUAGGUUGUCACAUGAGCAAACAGACUCACCACAGGGUGGCAACAUCACAGGAAGGGGUGUGUCCGCACCCCCUGUCCUCCUUCCUACGCCCGUCCCGCAGGCCUCCUCGCGGCUCCUCCACACGACGGCGGGGUCCUCGGGAGCGCCUUCAUCAGAAUCCUCUUGGGGGCACGUGUGUGUGUGUGUGUGCCUCACCAAGGCCGCAUCGCAAUUUCAGCUUGUUGGAAAUAAACUGCUCUUAUUGGCAGAGCUGUGCCCGUGCAACACAGGUUGUGUAUGUGUGUGUGUUUGGUUGGUAUGCGUGCAGUCGGGCUAGGCUAUGAUUUUUUCCAAGGCCCACACAUUGCCCCUUGUAUCUGCUGUCAUGGAAACAGUGAGCUGCCUCGGAUUUGGUCUGCAUUACCCACAACUCCCUCCUGUUUCCUGCAUCGAUGCAGUGCUAGCCGAUCAAAUCAUCUCAUCUCUACCACCCUCGGCCUGUAUGUCUUUGUGUUGGGGCUAGAAGUCCUUGGGUUACCCUUUGACCUCUGUGUAAGAGGGAAUCUGUGGAUGCUCUGUCCUGUGUUGUUGUGGAAACCAGAGCUGGUCAGGAUUAUUAUGGGCUGUCAUCAGACUUGCCAGACACGUGCAGACACUAACACCCCAUCCUCUCCCCCUUUAAAAAAAAAAGUCCCUUCCCUGCAUAUUCACCUUUGUUUUUAGUUGAUGGUCGGUCGAGCGAUGACUAUGAUAAUAGCUAAUUUUUGUAUUUUAAUAAGAAAGCUGAAAAAAAGUUUUGUGUAUUUGCAUGCACUCCGGCUGUACGUUUCUUCUGUCUGUUUUGAGCACUGUAAAGUAGCCGUACGCUUAGAGGGACGCUCCGCUCGCUAGAGUAGAGACAGACACGCAAAACCAACUAGUCCAAUAUUUGAUGUAAUUACUUAUAUGGGAUCCUUAUUUUCUGAGUUUCUUUGUUUUCAUAAAUAAACACAUAAACCUACCACAGUCUCGCUCCCUUUUGCACACAUAAAAACAAAUGGUUUUGAUUACGAAGAUCACAUGAAUAAAUUAAUUUAUUGGAGAAUUCAUAUUCAACCGCCAUCGACAGUCGCACCAUGAAAGGUGGUGUUUGAUUAAUACUAGUAGAGCUUUGCGACGUGUUAAAUGAAAGGUGGAUCCUAUAUAAAUCUUCAGCCUGAUUGACUGCCGCUGCCGCGUGUUAUUGUUACCAUGACAACCGGCCCGGGACAGGUGUCUUCUCGAUCUGACGACUGUUUCCGCCACCCCAUCCUCGAAGUUCAUGAAUACGAGUACAUCCACAAACACCAGGCUUCUGAAUAAUUGAUAGGUUGGAAAGAUCGGCAUCGUCCUGGGCAUGUUAGACUACAUGAUGAGACAGAUCUUGGACCUGCUGCCCUCCGUGGGAACGACCCCGUUCCCUAAGGUUUUCCUGUCGCGGACCACCACGGCCUGGUUCCCGUGGCUGCUGUACCAGGCGGACUGACUGCGGCUCAGGUAGUUGGCCGGAGGGCCGCCCUCCAGCUCCGUCUGCUGCUGCUGCCAGAUCAGCAGCGAGGUGUCCCGGUACCGGAGUCGGGCGUAACCCUCCGCCAGAGCCUUCUGGGCUAAGGGAGGUCUCUCCUCCGUGGUGGAAGCAUUGUUCACUUCGGCACUACCGAGGGAGUCAUGGGCUAAGGGAGGUCUCUCCUCCGUGGUGGGAGCCUGAUUCACUUCGGCACCACCGAGGGAGUCAUGGGCUAAGGGACGUUUGAGCUCCGUGGUGGGAGCCUGGUUCACUUCGGCAUCACUGAGGGAGUCAGACAUCGCAGCCCAGGACGAGGCAUGGUGACGGGGGUCACGGUUCUCACCGAAGCGGGUUACCGUUUAGGACGGGCACAGAGCACCAGGAACACACGUGAACUCCACUCAGAGAAACGUUAGGCGCUCUUCUGGAAGAACCAAUCGAAUAAGAUCCAGUGAGUUACCUCAAAAACUGCUACGUCGGCGGACAGGCUGAGAUUUAAAUGCCCUGGCGUCGUCGUCGUCAAGCAGUUGAUCCGUUACCAAGCAGCUCGGAUAUGACCGUUUCCUUUCCAGCUCGUUAAAGUACAAGCGAGAGAUAUCACACAUUUGAAUCUUUGACUUGUGGAUAUUAAUAAAAUGUACAAUAAACGAAAACUAGAAGCCAACAAAACGUUAGCAUCCGUUCCAAGAGU
This is a messenger RNA of Gadus chalcogrammus (walleye pollock), 5096 nucleotides long. Its product is annotated as bromodomain-containing protein 3-like. Lineage: Eukaryota; Metazoa; Chordata; Actinopteri; Gadiformes; Gadidae. The record is from RefSeq and is a predicted model, not a curated record. The transcript has 12 exons. Gene Ontology annotation, cellular component: chromatin; nucleus. The coding region runs from base 300 to 2372 and encodes 690 amino acids. Gene Ontology annotation, biological process: chromatin remodeling; regulation of DNA-templated transcription.